AUGCAUCUUCCUCUGAACCUCGAUAUUCGUAUGGCCAAUACCUAUGUGUACGCUCUCUCAGCGUUGGUAGCAUGCGUAGCGAUCGCGGAGAUGAGGAAGCGGUGGAAUUCCUCUCGACUUCCUCUUCCUCCUAGUCCGCCGUCCGAGCCAAUCAUCGGAAACAUCCGUGUUAUGCCGACGGAAUUUCAGUGGAAGAUAUUCGCGGAUUGGGGAAAGAAGCUCGGAGACGUAGUUUAUUUGUCUAUCAUUGGGAAGCCAUUGAUCAUUUUGAACUCUGCGGAGGCCGCUCGUGAUCUCUUGGACAAACGCGCUUCAAAUUUUUCGGAUAGGCCUCGAUUUGUCCUUCAUGGCGAGUUAUUUGGAACAGAGAUGUUGAUGCCAUUCAUAACCUACGGAGAACGGUUUCGAGCCCAGCGACGUCUAAUGCAGCAGCAUUUCAAUUCUCAAGCGAUAUCCUCAUUCCGUCCACUACAGAGCGCGCAACUAAGCAUCUAUCUCAAGAAUCUCCUUAUGUCUCCAGAGAAUUUCACAAAUCACACGUAUAGGUUCACCGCUGGAACUCUAGUUAUGGCUACUUACGGGCAUGAAGUCAAUUCGGAAGACGAUAUUAUCGCUAGGCUUGCGGUUGAUUCAGCGAUUCGCUUCAUCGAGGGAGGCACGCCGGGUGCGACACUCGUUGACUUCAUUCCGAUAUUGCGCUACAUCCCUACUUGGUUCCCAGGAGCAUCGUUCCGGAGGAAAGCCGUCGAUACUUACAAGGCACAUGUAGACGCGAGAGAUAUUCCCUAUAACGAAGUGAAGGAACGCAUGUCAUCCGGAACGGCCAUUCCAUCUCUGAUGAGCCGGAUGAUCGACACGUACGAGACCAAGUAUCCAGGUGACAAAGAUUUCGAAGUUAACAUAAAGCAUGUUGCUGGCGUUAUCUACGGAGCUGGAGUUGAGACAUCGGAAAUCGUCCUUCGCACAUUCUUGCUCAUGAUGACAUGCCAUCCUGAGGUCGUUGCCCGUGCACAUGCCGAAAUCGAUGAAGUUAUAGGCAGCAGCCGGCUUCCAACUCAUGAUGACCGACCUAACCUGCCAUACAUUGAAUGCAUCCUCAAAGAGGUUUAUCGGACCAAUCCUCCACUUCCUUUGGGUCUUGCACAUCAAUCAAUAGCUGAAGAUGUGCAUCGCCAACGCAGGAUUCCAGCCGGAUCGAUGUUGAUUCCAAACAUAUGGAAAAUGAUGAGAGAUGAACGUCAUUUCCCAGACCCCGAAUCUUUCAAACCGGAACGCUUCCUGUCGAAAGUGAAGGAUGCUUUGGAAAUGCAGCAUGGAGCUGGAAAAGUGGCUGUCGGCCUAAACAGUACAAGUAUAGAUGAUCCCAGUUCACUUGUGUUCGGAUUCGGCAGACGUGCUUGCCCAGGACGUUACUUUGCAGAUUCUAGCGCUUGGUUAGCGAUGGCAAAUAUACUUGCAGCAUUCGAUAUUCGACCGCCAAUCGAUCCUGCCACGGGCGAAGAACAAGUGCCGAUUGUAGAGUUCACACCAGGUUUCGCUAGCAAACCAAGGGAAUUCAAAUUCGAUCUUCGUCCUCGCAAUGCGAAAUAUGUCGCAUUAAUCAAUGAGAACGCCGCUGCCAUGCAUUGAAGACUUAAGAAGUUGAAGAACUACGAUUACUUUUGUAGUUGAACACAAAUUAUCAUUAUGUAAACUUCAUAAUUAGU
Molecule: messenger RNA, 1706 nt
Organism: Fomitiporia mediterranea MF3/22
Lineage: Eukaryota; Fungi; Basidiomycota; Agaricomycetes; Hymenochaetales; Hymenochaetaceae
Product: cytochrome P450
Exons: 13
Coding region: 1-1629 (542 amino acids)
Molecular function (GO): iron ion binding; heme binding; monooxygenase activity
Source: RefSeq, a predicted model, not a curated record